Daldinia caldariorum is the source of this 2124-nucleotide messenger RNA. RefSeq lists its product as uncharacterized. Gene Ontology annotation, cellular component: membrane. The coding region runs from base 29 to 1672 and encodes 547 amino acids. The record is from RefSeq and is a predicted model, not a curated record. The transcript has 3 exons. Lineage: Eukaryota; Fungi; Ascomycota; Sordariomycetes; Xylariales; Hypoxylaceae. Gene Ontology annotation, biological process: proton transmembrane transport. Gene Ontology annotation, molecular function: antiporter activity.
CGUCGCGGUUACCGGCGUCGCGGCGCCGAUGGCGCUCGGGUUUGCGGUUUUGGGACCGUUGAUGGGAGGAGGAGGGGGGACCGCGACGCAGUGCUUCGCCGCGGGCGCCGCGCUGUGCUCGACGAGCUUGGGGACGACGUUCGCGGUGCUCGAGGCGAGCGGGCUCGCGGAUACGAGGGUCGGCACGGUGCUGGGGACGGCGGCUAUGAUGGAUGAUGUUUUGGGCUUGGUCAUGGUGCAGAUCGUGUCGAGCUUGGGAGGGGCGGCGGCAGCGACGGCCGGGGGAGGCGGUAAUGGUGAUGGUGAUGGUAACGGCGACGGGCAGGUGAGGAUCGACGUGGGGAAUACGGUGCUCAGACCCGUGCUGGUGUCGCUAGCGUUCGCGGGCGCGGUCCCGCUCGCGUGUCGGUUUGUGCUGAGGCCUUUUGUUAUGCCGUUGAUUAUGAGGAGGGCAAAGAUAGAAGGGAAUGAUGAGGAUAGGGUGGAGGGGUGGUGGUGGUCCCGGUGGAAUAACGUCUUGGGCUCGAAACACACGGCCUUCUUGGCUCAGACUGCGCUCCUGAUCGCCCUGGUUGUGAGUGCUAGUUUUGCGGGAGCGUCUGUGCUUCUUGCUGCGUAUCUUGCUGGCAUCGUAGUCAGUUGGUGGGCGGAUUCGUUAGGAGGUAGUCUGCAAGGAGAGUCCUCUCGAGAGCAUGAGGCUGAGUCUGAUGUAGAGAGCUCGGGGCUUUCUGGGUCGUUGGAUGAAACGACGGUGCAAACUGUUGAUAAUAGCAGUAAUGCUUCUGCCACAUCCCAAGCCCCAACUUCCAGGGAAUCGCAACAGCAACAGCAACAACAAGAACAAGAACAUCAGCAGCAAAGGCCAGAACACUCUGCCCUUGAAGUAUAUGAAACUUACUAUUCGCAAGCCGCUCAUCGGAUCCUGAAGCCGCUCUUCUUCGCUUCCAUCGGCUUUUCUAUUCCUAUCUCUGACAUGUUUUCAGGGGACGUAGCCUGGCGCGGUGUUAUCUACGGCAUACUGAUGGCGAUUGGGAAGAUGGUGUGCGGCUUAUGGCUGGUACGAAUACCUCUCUCUGCCGGCGGAUUUAUAGGGACACUUGUCUCGUCCGUCUCGUCCCGGUAUCAAGCCCUUUUCUCUAGGUUCCGCCGACCGCGAAAAUCGACCAAUGCAUCCCCGGCAAAGAAUAGGGCGCCUGCGGAAGAAAUCCAACUUGAGCCAGUUUCUGUUGCUACCCCUCGAUCCGUCGAGAAUGAGACAUCAGGAAGUAAUAGGGAAGUUGCAGAUUCAUCGCGGGCGACGGUUCAACAACUAGUCGCCCCAUCCCUGCCCAGUAGAGAUGGAGGCUUAGGGGGAAAUUCCAUGCCGGCAAAACCUCUCUCGCUCUACCCAGCUGCCAUCGUAUCGUGCGCGAUGGUGGCGAGGGGCGAGAUUGGGUUCUUGAUCUCGGCUGUGGCAGAGAGUAAAGGCGUUUUCCGGCGGCCGUCUGAUAAUGCUAGCGAGGGUGCGUCGGAACUCUUCCUCGUCGUGACGUGGGCGAUCGUCUUGUGCACGAUUGCCGGCCCGAUAUGCGUCGGUACGCUUGUCAGGAGAGUUAAAAAGCUUGAGGCACGAGCCGCGAGGGCUGGAGAGAGGGGGACGAAGAAUGUUCUUGGUGUCUGGGGCGUUCAGUAGGUUUGUUGACGUUGGGUACGAUCUACUAGGAGUUUAAGGCAGACAGUAAUGAAUACAGCAGCAAGGAUUCCGGCUGUCAAUGCAUAGGUCUCCAUGAUAUUAGUUGAAUAACCAUGUGAGGUAUUCGGAUUUAAUACUCGUAGGAUAAGGUAAUAUUUAUAUAGAGAAUUUUACGGAUAUACCAUACUUCCUACUUCGUAUCAAAUAAACCAAGCGGCCUCGUCGUUACGGGUCUUCAGCGGCGCACGGAAUUCGUUCGCUUAACCCCAUCCAUGAACAAGACGGUCACUCAACAAGUGAAAACCGAGGGUCCAGGGAUCUUAUAUGGGCUGCUGGUUCCGGGGGGCUUGUUGUAGAUGUCAAUGAGUAGGCCGGGGUCGUUAGACUUGUAGAUGCCCGGGAUGCUCGCCGUCGUUGGCUUCUUUGUUGCCUUGCCACCAGUGAUGUUGAUC